CAUUUGAACCUUCAGCUUCACCUCCGUACUGUCAUGUCCGUGUCCCUGUCCAGCAUCCCCGGAAUGCUGAAGGACAAGAGCUACCCAGCCGGCAUGCUGAAGGGCAGUCCCGCCCGGGGCUUCUACCCUGCCCCUUUCCCCGGACCCCACUCCCACUACAUGGAUUUCUUCCCUCGGACGCACAACCUCCUCCACCCUCUCAAGUCCCUCGGUCGCCUGGUGUCGGACACUCAGGCUUCCCUGAGGCUCAGCCUGCCCGGCGGGGUCCCUCCGUUCCUCGGCCAGAGCGGCCACAACGCCUCGGUCCUCCACGAACACAUGUUGAGCGCCUCCGGGAUCCCGUAUCUGAGCCACAUGUUGCCCGGACACCCUCUGUACUCCAAACCCGAGGAGCUGGCUGCUGUGGUGACCGAGCACGCCGCCGGUCCGCUGUCCUCAGACUUCAGUAGCCCGUCCAGUGAGAGAUCCUCAUCUGCGUCUUCCUCCGUCAACACACCGCCCAAAGAGAGUUUAUUCCGCCUCCGGAGCACCGAAUUGUCCCCGGAAAAAAGGGCUGCGUGUUUUAAUUUCAGCGAGGACGACUUGUUCAUGGUGCUGUACGGUUACUCAGGCAGCCAGGAGCGCAGCGUGGGUCAUGCUAUUUCAGGAGUUUCCCUUCCAGAAAACUCAGUUUCUGAUUCCCACAUUCUCUCACUGGACAAAGAAACUCUUGAACUUCCAGAGGGGUUAACCAUCCUCCAGGCAGCGUGGGGAAACGCUUCACACUGUGGAGUUUUCACAGAUAAAAGCAACAUCCCUAAAGGCACGCGUUUUGGACCUUUCCAGGGAAAACUUGUGAACACCAGUGAGAUCAAAACAUACGACGACAACACUUUGAUGUGGGAGGUGUUUGAAAACGGCCGGUUGAGUCAUUUUGUGGACGGCAGAGGAGGAUCUGGAAACUGGAUGUCUUUAGUGAAGUGUGCUCGCUUUCCCGAGGAGCAGAACCUGAUUGCAGUUCAGGUCCAGGGUCAGAUUUUCUACGAGGCCUGCAAAGAAAUCACAGCAGGCCAGGAGCUUUUGGUUUGGUACGGAGACUGCUACAUGCAGUUCCUCGGCAUCCCUCUGACACUGAAAGACCCCAGAGAGGACACCAACGUGGUUCCUCUCACUGAAGAUUCUGGUGAAGGCUUUAAGUGUGACAGAUGUGGAAAGGUGUUUGCCUACAAAUACUACAGAGACAAACAUCUGAAGUACACGCGUUGUGUGGAUCAAGGAGACAGGAAGUUUCCUUGUCACCUCUGCAACAGAUCUUUCGAGAAGAGAGACAGAUUACGGAUCCAUAUCCUACAUGUGCACGAGAAACACAGGCCUCACAAGUGUUCAGUGUGUGGAAAGAGUUUCUCCCAGUCGUCCAGUCUGAACAAACACAUGCGGGUUCACUCUGGAGAAAGGCCGUACAAGUGUGUCUACUGCAAUAAGGCCUUCACCGCCUCCAGUAUUCUGCGCACACACAUCCGCCAGCACUCCGGAGAGCGGCCCUUCAAGUGCAAACACUGCGGCAAGGCCUUCGCCUCCCACGCCGCCCACGACAGCCACGUCCGCCGGACCCACGCCAGAGACAAGACGCACCCGUGCGACCUCUGUGGAGCCGCUUUCCAGGAGGAGCAGGAGCUCAAAUACCACAUGAAGAGCCACAAAAAAAGACAGAUCGUGGACAGCAUCGGUGCUCCGUCCUCUCCUGGGAGCAGAUUGCAGGAAGACUCUGCAUUUCCAGUGAAAGACCAUCCAAAAAUACAGAAGAACACCGGACAAACCUUCCCCUACUCCAGGUUGACAGUUUUAAACUCAGAAUAUAGGCCCUGGAACUAGACUGCAUUAUCCUCAGUCAACUAUUCUAAUCUUGUGAUGGAGAUUUUUAGAAGCUGCAAAAAUCCCAAAAAGAUGAAAUGAAAUUUGUCGAGAGACCAUGAAAGGUAAAAUACCUGCAAGAACUUGUGGGCUUUCUUAAUAUCACUGCUGCAUAUAAAAACGGAUAUCAGUUGUAUAGGCCUUUUCAGAUGGGUACAUGAUAAUUUAAAUUGUUAGGAAAAUGUGUUUACAUCUAUUUAUAUUAAUGUGUUGUGUGUUCUGUGGCUUAAAGCUUUCACUCUGCAAUAGUUUUGUU
Messenger RNA from Amphiprion ocellaris (clown anemonefish), 2146 nucleotides. RefSeq names its product PR domain containing 14 (gene prdm14). The record is from RefSeq and is a predicted model, not a curated record. Gene Ontology annotation, cellular component: nucleus. Bases 34 to 1851 code for a protein of 605 amino acids. Gene Ontology annotation, biological process: regulation of transcription by RNA polymerase II. NCBI's taxonomy places the organism in Eukaryota, Metazoa, Chordata, Actinopteri, Pomacentridae. The transcript has 8 exons. Gene Ontology annotation, molecular function: RNA polymerase II transcription regulatory region sequence-specific DNA binding; protein binding.